This is a messenger RNA of Lathyrus sativus (Indian pea), 255 nucleotides long. The record is from the annotation of a GenBank genome assembly. Lineage: Eukaryota; Viridiplantae; Streptophyta; Magnoliopsida; Fabales; Fabaceae.
AUGGAUACUGAGAAAGGCAAAGCAGCGAUAUCAGAUAACACCGAGGAUGAUUGUGUUCAAAGAUCUUCAAACAUCCAACAUGUUGAAAAGUUUCACUUUGGGAAAGCAUUAGCAUUCAGAGCAGUGUAUGGUUCUGGUAAUUUUCAGUUCACUGGAAGCAGAAAAGCUAGAGGCAACGAUUCCAAGACAUCAUCCCCAAGCAGGCUCAGUAAGGUUACAUACACAGUAGUUUUUGACAAUGACAAAGAUAAUUAG